AUGAUCAGCAACGGCCUUGGCAGGUUCUCCUCAGCACCAGCAAAGAGUGGCUCUGCAAGUAGUUUUGACUGCCGUAGGAUUUUUGGGAAGGAAAAUAAUACUAAAGGUUGGCUAACACAGGAAUACUUCUGUUAUGUGAAGGCAGUACCUGAUGAAAGUCAAGACAUCAUUGCUUCUGCUCAGUGCAUCUUGGACAGAGAAAAUUAUUUUGUGAGGGAGGUGGACAGGUAUUUGAGGCACAAUGAUUUCUUAAAUCUGAGAAAGAAGGAGAUCCUGUACAAGAAAUGGCUGGAGGAUGUGUCAGAGCCACUGCUGCAGAAAAUUGAGGACAAAAUGGACAGCCAGUCAAGCGAAGAAAUACGGAAAAGGAAAGAUGAACAACUGUCUCUCUAUUUGAACUACUGUAAAAAGAAGGGCUAUGUGGCUUUGGAAGUUUAUGACCCAACAGAAUAUGAUCCAUUCUUCCUGAAGACAUGUACAGACUGCUGGAAGGUUUCAAUACCAACUUUACAGGAUCCUCUGUUAAAAGACAUUCAAAGAAAGUUUAUAGAGACAGGCGUUAUCAAGCAGUGUGAGACAGGAAGACCCUACUCUACCAGAGAGUUGAAAAAACUCAUUAAAGCAGAACUGCCACUGCUUCCUUUGAGCCGGCAACGUAUGGAUGCAGUUGAGUGGCUGAAGAUACCACACGCCUACAUUGCCAGUGAGGUCCACCGAACAAAGAGGUAA
Messenger RNA from Tauraco erythrolophus (red-crested turaco), 729 nucleotides. The record is from RefSeq and is a predicted model, not a curated record. Lineage: Eukaryota; Metazoa; Chordata; Aves; Musophagiformes; Musophagidae.